AUGCGUUUAGAUAUACAAUGUUUGCGUGGUAUUGCUAUAACACUGGUAUCUGUAUUCCAUUUGUUUCCAAAGACUUUUGUAAAUGGGUUUCUAGGAGUUGAUAUCUUCUUCGUGAUAUCCGGAUACCUAAUGGCUAAAAACUUAACAAGAACGGGAUUGCACAGUUUAAAUGAUUUUGUGAUCCACCUGUUCCCAACUUUGUUUGUCAAUGGAUUCCUAGGAGUUGAUAUAUUUUUUGUGAUUUCUGGAUAUCUGAUGGCUAAAAACCUAACCAAAAACGAAUUGAAAACUUUGAAUGACUUCGCACAGUUUUAUUACCGAAGAUUCCGAAGAAUUCUUCCCUUGUAUUACUUUGUUGUGUUCAUUAUUGUAGUAAUGGUUCAUUUAUACCUAGGAGACUAUUUAUGGGAUAACAAUAAUAGAUACUCAUUGGCUUCAUUGUUUCUGGUAACCAAUCAACUCGUGAUUCAUGAUCUGGAGGAUUACUUUAAUGAGGUCCAAGCUACUGCUACAUCCGUCCACGCGUUUCUCCAUCUCUGGUCCUUAUCCGUUGAGAUGCAAUUCUACCUUCUCGUACCAUUCAUUUUCUUUGGUCUCCAACUUCUGAAGCAAGACUAUCUGAAACUCAUAGCCUCCUGCCUCAUAACAAUAUUCGGCUUCAUCGCGUUUGCUAUGAUUCUCCCAAAAUUCGCCUUCAACUUCAUGUUCCUCCGACUCUGGCAGUUUUCAGCAGGAUUCGUUGCGUUGUUUUGGUCUAGAAUUGAAAAAAGUAUACGUGAUAAUCCGGAAAACAAAAAAGAAGCAACAGAGUCAAUUUACAAAUUACCAUUCAUCAAAGAUGACUUACUGACUGUAUCUCUAACAAUCUUGGCCAUCUGCUUCUUGCCAAGUGAGCUCAAUGUACUGUAUCUCCGUCCUAUCGUUACCAUGGCGACUGCGGCUGUAAUUAUUUGUGAAUCUCAGAAUAAUACGAUGUUGUCUUCUAAUACACUGGGAUACAUCGGGGAUAUCUCUUAUGUACUAUACCUUGUACACUGGCCCAUGAUUGUAAUAUUUGCACCAUACUCACCACAAACUUAUAUAUUCCUUACUGUGACCACCUUCCUCUCCUCCAUCAUUCUCCACCACAUAUUUGAACAGAAAUACUUGAAAAUGGACUGGAAGACUCUAGUACCUUUCCUGUUUGUCCUGAUAAUGGGAAACGUAGUUUUGCAAUCGAGUGUAAGGAGGGAUAGCACUUUCUGGAACAUGACAUACACUGAAGAUGUCCAGAAUAUAAUGAUUUCUAACAAAGCACAGAUUCCAGCGUCAUGGCUGACAGAGGAGAAACGAGAUGAAUGUGUUGAGGAGCCUAUUGGAGAGAAUAUAGAAAAAUACAAGCAUCGGCCGGAUGAUAUAGAAUCGUUGCAUAUGAAUCGAAGAGAAGCGGAUAAGAUGAUGAUAAAUGUAAAGAAAAGAUUCAAAAUGAUUAAAUGCUCCAAAUGUCAGUUCUUUGACGUGACCCAUUUGUUCGUGGAAGACAACAAAUACCUCAUGUUCGAUAGAGAUCAAAUGCUUUCUUAUGUAGACAACACGCUUCAUCUCACUCACUCAGGUCUGAAAGUCACUGAGCCGGAGUUGAAGAGAGUUGCCAAGGAAGUUAUGGAUACUGUAUAA
Messenger RNA from Caenorhabditis remanei, 1656 nucleotides. RefSeq lists its product as uncharacterized. Gene Ontology annotation, molecular function: acyltransferase activity, transferring groups other than amino-acyl groups. NCBI's taxonomy places the organism in Eukaryota, Metazoa, Nematoda, Chromadorea, Rhabditida, Rhabditidae. The transcript has 10 exons. The record is from RefSeq and is a predicted model, not a curated record. Gene Ontology annotation, biological process: polysaccharide biosynthetic process. The coding region runs from base 1 to 1656 and encodes 551 amino acids. Gene Ontology annotation, cellular component: membrane.